AGCAAGUUCGAAUGUGGCGAGUGCGCGCUCCCCACCGGCCGGAGGCGACGGCAUCGCCGCCGCGCCUCCUCCGCCGCCCCUCCGACGCGCCCAAGACCUCCGCCGCAGCCUGGCCGUCACCAUCCAAAAACAAAGCCCCACAGACACACGCAGCUCCUUCCCAUGCCGUCCCCCCAAGCGGAAUCGCUCGCCUCAACGCCUCCCAGAUCUAGAUCUAGCAGCAAGCUCCAAGGUUGCUCCGUGGUGCCGGACACGCCGGAGUCCCAGCAAAGUAUGCCCACGCCUCCUCCAUUCUCUUUUGCUGAGGUUGUCAGGGGUGCAGCUUGGCCCGUCUUCAAUUCCACGCCGUCCAAGCCACCGGCCAGCAAGCUCAAGUCCGCCAUUACUAUCCCUGCAAGAAGCAAUUACUACUCCGACUCCAGCACUCCACCUCGCCAGGUUGCAGCUCGCCGCUCUCACGUCUCGGCCGCUUCAGCGGGGACAGCUGCGCGGCUGCACGUCCCCUAUGCCGCGACAGCUCGGGCCGACUUCAAUUCGCCUGCGCCGGCCGUUGAGGGGGGAUGGACGAAGGUCAAGGGACCGUACUGGUGGAGGAAAUGCAAGGAUUCUGACCGCAGCGGCGCCCCGCCUUUACGCCAACCCAGCCCUCCGCGGGAACAGAACUCUACUCAGCUGCGUGCUUUCCGGGAGCGAACUGACGGGCGCUGCUUCAUCUGUCUCGCCCCCGGCCAUCGCGCGGCCACCGGCCGCGCCCAGUACCGCUGCUUCAUCUGCAACCGCUCCGGUCCCCGCGCGCGCGCCUGCGACCGGGGUCCGCCGCUCCACUGCCAACGUCCCCCGCCACCGACCAAGUCAGCGCCCCGCCACCACCGGCCUUGCCAGCACCGCCCGGCAUCGCCGCAGCCGGCGGCGGCCAUCCACCGCCUUACCUGCUGCAAGGAGCUCCCGCCUCCACCCAAGCCGACGCCGCGGACCUAGAUGUCGCGCCUUGGCGACCCGGCCACUAGACCUGAGGCGGAGGACUGCCUUGUUCAGUCCACCCGCGCCAUCGACGACAACCUGCGGGAGUGGGACACUACGGGCGCCGUCACCUGGGCAGUGCAAGGCCCGGAGUCCACCGGGCCUGCGGAGAUUGAGGCGGCCAUUCGGGAAGAGUUCAACUUGCGACAUGACGAGGCUCGGCGAGACGUCGCAGCAUCGAGGUUUUCUUCGUCAAGUGGAGGAGCCUACGAGACGCCGAGGGUGUGGCCCUCCUCUUCCGCGUCAAGCUGUGCCUCGACGGCGUCCCGCGCCACGCUUGGUCGGCCGAGCUCGAGGAGCGCAUCAUCAGCCGCACCUGUGCGCUCGAAGGGAUCGAGACCAACCUCGACAGGCCGGCGGACACGAAGAUCAUCGAUCUGUGGGCCUGGACGGCCAACCCAAGCACCAUCCCCAAGUUGGUUUGGCUCACCUUCACGGGCAGAGCACGCGACCCCCAUCUGGCGUCUGUGCAGGUCACCGACACCCCGCCGGAGCGCUGGCAGAGGGGGGUCAAGCACCCGGUCAUCGUGCACCUGGAGGAGUUCCAAGACUACACCGCUGCGUCGGUCAACCUCGACAACCGAACCUGCUCGCCGACUACGCGCAAGAUGCCGCCUUGACGUCUGGGCAUCGUCGACGGCGAGUCGGCCCCUAGGCGGCCACUGGAGCGUCCGGGGCGGCGCCGCAAGGACAGGGAAGACAAGGAACGUCCACGGCGGAACUAUAGCGACCACCAUCAUCACCGCUGGAACGUAUGGCGACGCAGGGACGAGGACGACGACGAACGCGACGGGCGCGGCCGCGACUACGGCGGCAGGCGCGACAGCGACGGGCGCAAAGGGAGCGACCGCGAAGUCACUCGUGAGCGAGAGCGCUCCCCAAGGCUCCGGAACUGGGUGGCAGCUCGCAUAGCGGCACCGGCAAGAAACAUGAUGCUGCUGUGGGCGACAGCGCCUUGCACGGCUGCGGGUCACGCGUGGAGGAGGCGCCAUCGCCGAUUGCUGCACUUCCUCAGCAGCUGCCCAACCUGACGGACCUGCGCUCCAGAGAGGCUCUCAACAGCCUCUGCAACGACUACAUUGCCAAGGCGGCGACUCUAGCAGACAGGCUGCAACUCCACGACGCGGAGGAGGUGGGGGGUGAAGCCUGGUCCGGCGCUGGGGUCGUGCAGGGGAGCUGCGCCGCACCGGCUCCACUCACGAUUCCGGUGGCGGAUGUUUUCCGGCGCAUUCUCUCUGACCUGCCGCCGUCGGCCACGAUGGGGGAGGUCGAUGCAGCUCUGCUACGACUGCGCCUCUUCAGCACCUCCAACAACGACGCCACGCUUGAACGCCCUCCCUCGCCAAUCCGGAUCACACCUGGGCCCCUUGCUGGGAACUUCGCCGACAUGUUCCAGCAGGCUUGGUGCGCUCACUCGGUGGUUGACGCUCUGCCGUCCGACGUGCCGGCUGUUAUGCCUGCUACCGGGAACGGAACUCCGGCGACGGCGAGCACACAGGAGAUGGGCGUUCUGCAGCACAACCAGUGCGCGCCCUCCCCAGUUGGCCCGGCACUGGUCGACUGCCUCUUCGUCGCCCCGACGCCACCACUGCUGAACCAUGACGGCAUCCCGCAGAACGACAACGCUCCAACCAGGGACGUUCCCACGCCGCCUGCACCAGCGCCGCCGACCAAGCGCCAGCGACGUCGCCGCGUCUUCGACAUGUCCGCGGAAUUCCUGGCCAUGUUUCAGGGGCCGCUACCGCACUACAUCGUCGCUGCUCUGACGACCACCUUCAACCUCGACGAUGAUGGCGCUGAGGAGCUAGAUGAGGAGUUGGCUACAGUAGCUGGGGAUGCAAUCGUCGAUCUCCAAGAUGAAGCUGAAAGCCUCCAAGUGCAGGCGUUGGCUGUGGCAGCCUGAUCUGCGUCUGCAGCCAACCCCUCCCUGUGUCCAACCUAGUUUAAUGAUGUCUACGCCACUUUCAGAUUUUCGUUUCAGUGUGGUUUGUCAGCGUUCAAGACUCGUUCCGUCCAGCGACUCUGCUUUAAUUUCGUCUGUAAUCCUAAAGGCUGAACUUCAUGGCCUGUUGUGUGCUUCCUCCGCA
Messenger RNA from Panicum virgatum (switchgrass), 3107 nucleotides. Its product is annotated as translation initiation factor IF-2-like. The record is from RefSeq and is a predicted model, not a curated record. Lineage: Eukaryota; Viridiplantae; Streptophyta; Magnoliopsida; Poales; Poaceae. The transcript has 4 exons. Bases 506 to 1675 code for a protein of 389 amino acids.